AUGCCUUCUCCCGCCUACUCAUUCAACAACUCCCCUGCUCGGUCCGGGGGCAAUGGCCAACCCCCCAACCCCUCUUCCUCUGUUCCUCAAUCACAGCAAUCCUCCUCUUCCUCCAAACUAUCCCGGUCGCGCUCCCUGACCAAACCAGAGCGGUAUCGACCCAAACCAGGAAUGCUCAACCGAACACCCUCUCAAAAGGCGCAUGAAGUCGAUUAUCAUGUCCCCAACGAGUCAACGGGAAACCUAAUUGAAUGUCAGGCUCUGGGCGACCCCUCGAGGGUGUCCGCCUCAACCGACAACACACCAUCGUCCUUUUCAUCAUCGGGUCCGGGUCCGGGACCAGGACCAGGACAGCUUCAAUCGGGAGAACCACUCACCGCUGCCGCUGCAGCUGCAGCACAGGAGCAGCACCAGAAGCGACUUCGACUGCAACGGGAAAACCACCCCCAGAUGCGUCCACGCCCUCGUCGCCAAUCGACCCUUCGCCGCGUCGCCAGCUCGCGGAACGCCAACCAACCCCCACCGGUGCAACGGCGUCCGUCGACCAUUGCGAGGGCCAAGAAGAAGCUGGUGGAACGCGAUAUCGAAUUGACGGCGUGGGUGGUGGUGUCGAGGAUCUUGACGUGCUGCAUCCCAUCGAGUCUUCUCCGGUGCUGCAACGGCAAGAAGUUUGCGAGGGCGCAAGUGAUACAAGCCUGGCGCGAGAAGGUGACGCUUUGUCUGAUCAUCGCGUUGAUCUGCGCCCUCCUCGCAUUCGUGAUCUUUGGACUGCAACCCACGAUGUGCCCCAAGGAGUCUUCAACGUUUGAGUACACGUACGCAUCCCAGAACGGGGCUUUACCUCAAAUUGCGACCCAUCCCGACUACGUUUUCGUCAGAGGAGCGGCCUACCCAUUCUCUGCGAUGCAGAGCUUUCUCCUUGGUGGCGGCAGGAACAUUGUCAUGCCUGUAGAUUUCAAAGCCAGGGAUAUCUCAGCUCUGUUCUACGACACGUCAGAUCCCUGUAGGGGAUAUGGUCUCAAUUUGACGAGCACCCAGUGUUCUAUCGCUAGCCCAUGGAAUAACGGCAAUCUUAUCGCUAAACCUUGCGUCUCUUUGGCUACCUUGACCAACACUGGACCCCGCCCACGUGGACAGCUGUCUUUUCUGUGGGGCGACCUGACAAACAAACGAAAAGAGACGGCUAACCUGGUCAUUUACGAUGGAAGCAUCUUUAAUGUGUCGGAUAUUCUGGCUCUCAAUGAUCCUUUGGGUAAGGAUGUCAGUGAUGCACUUUACAGGAGCCGUCUUGGAGAUGCAACCUUGUCAUUACAGAGGACCGACGAUCGCAAAAAGGCUGUUGCGUGCAUUCAGGCUGUUAGUCAAGUGGGAGUGCUGGAAAACAAGACGAUGGGUUGUGUCGCGGCUCAAGUAAUCAUGCUGGCGACUUUGAUCUGUAUCUGCAUGGUGGUCGGCAUCAAAUUCUUAAUGGCCCUUACCUUCAGUUGGUUCCUCAGUUACCGGUUGACGGAGAAACCCCGGCGGGCCGUCAAGAGCACUGGCAAAAAAGGCGACGAGAAGGACAAGGACGACGGGACUGGCAACGGAGGACAGGACCUUGCUCGUGGGGGAAAGAAGGCUAUUGGCAGGAAGAACCUUUACACCACCAUGCUGGUCACUUGCUACUCGGAAGGAGAGAACUCUAUCCGGACCACGUUGAAUAGUUUGGCGAACACGAGUUACUCGGCCAAGCACAAGCUCAUUGUGGUCAUUUGUGACGGUAUCGUUCGUGGACACGGGAACAAGCAGACAACUCCUGAUAUCGUUGUCAACAUGUUGGACCUCCUCCCUGGAAACGAGAACCCCAAAGCUGCAAGUUACCUUGCCAUUGCAGACGGCGAGAAACAACACAACAUGGCCAAAGUCUACGCCGGUCACUAUGUUUACAAAAAGCGACGAGUUCCAACGGUGGUGAUUGUCAAGUGCGGGAAUCCUCUCGAGAAUGAUGCAACCAAGCCUGGCAACCGUGGAAAGCGUGAUUCGCAGCUGAUCCUAAUGUCGUUCUUCCAGCGUGUUCUCUUUGCCGACCGAUUCACGGAGCUAGACUUUGAGCUGUUCCACAAGAUCCAUCUUUUGAUGAACGUCUGGCCGGACCGGUUCGAGCUUUGUUUGAUGGUGGAUGCAGACACGAUGGUCAAGGGAGACUCACUCAGUUACAUGGUCACGGCGAUGCAGAACGACACUACCAUCAUGGGACUCUGCGGCGAGACCAAGAUUGCAAACAAGACAACCUCAUGGGUGACGGCGAUCCAGGUCUUUGAGUACUAUAUAUCUCACCACCUCGGCAAGGCCUUUGAGAGUGUCUUUGGAGGAGUGACCUGUCUUCCCGGAUGCUUUUGUAUGUACAGGAUCAAGGCUCCAAAGUACGACUCGUGGGUCCCCAUUCUUGCCAACCCGGAGAUCAUUGAGGAGUACAACCAGAACAUUGUGUCGACGCUGCACCAGAAGAACUUGCUGUUGCUCGGAGAGGAUCGGUACCUAACGACCCUGAUGCUGAGGACAUAUCCAAAGCGCCAAAUGGUGUUUGUCCCCCAGGCUCAGUGCAAGACCGUGGUGCCGGAUACGUUCAGCGUGCUGUUGAGUCAGCGUCGUCGCUGGAUCAACUCGACAAUCCACAACCUCUUGGAGCUGGUCCUGGUCACCGAUCUCUGUGGAAUUGCGUUCCUCAGUAUGCAGUUUGUCGUCCUGCUCGAACUCAUCGGCACCGUUGUCCUUCCUGCCGCCAUCUUGUUCACGAUCGGGAUGAUCACUUAUGCCAUCAUCACACAAACACUUGCUGUCCUUCCUUUGAUCCUCAUUGUCGUCGUCAUUGGCCUCCCUGCUGUUCUCAUCGUUCUGACGAGUCACAAAUGGAUCUACGUCCUUUGGAUGCUCAUGUACUUGUUUUCGCUGCCAAUCUGGAACUUUGUUCUGCCAUUAUACUCUUUCUGGCACUUCGACGAUUUCAGUUGGGGUGAGACCAGAAAGGUGGCGAACCAGAAGCGGAAAUCAGCACAGGAUCAUGGAGAUGCAGAGGGAGUCUUUGAAUCAGGAUCGAUCAUUAUGCGCAAGUGGGAGGAGUGGGAGAAAGAGCGGCUCAAGGCUAUGGGCUACAGGAUCCAAAAGCGUCAUUCUGCCGAUCGCGGGAUCAACGAUUUGCCACCACCGGCUUCGAGCACUAUGGAUCUCAACCAGGCGCCUGUUACAAAAGGAUCGACACGCAAUUUGACCGGACCUCGUUCCAAAAGCCAGAGUCAGGUUCAGCUUUCGAGUAAACAUGCUGGCGGUGCAAGGUCAUCUUCUGGUCCUGGCGGUAAUGGUGGAAGGAAAUCGGCUGCUGCAGCCGCGGCAGUCUCGACUCAAAGUUUGGGGUCGACGUUGAAUGGAAGUUCCGGAUCGUUGAGAGCUGGAACUGCAACGGCCGGAGGACCAUCACGGCAGUUUACCCAUCCUCCCAUGCCCACAUCGACACCCAGCGUCACCUCGGUACCCCAGCAGCAACAACAGCAGGGACAGCAGCACCUUCAACAUAGACAGCCCAUGGGCAUGGUUGGUGGCGCAAGACCUCCAAGACCACGUCCGCCUCCACCGCAUAUGAUGGUUCGCCCUCAGCAACAGCCUGGUUUAGGACAAGGGCCAAGAGCCUUGAUAGGGCCUGAUGGCCAGUCGUUCGAAUUGGGACCUAUGCAAAAAACAUCUUCACUCCAGAGACACAUCUCGUAUAUGCCCGUAAGCGGCCCAGGCAUUCGACCCGCAGGAGGAAAUGGUGGUGAAAAUGGAGCAGUUGGAUUGGAGGCUCGCCACUCUGUGCAUGGAGGCCCUGGCCCUGGAUUCAGACCUACUCCUUCUCCUCGACCUAUAUACAUGCGACCCAUGCGACCUGGCCCACCUCCCCAAGGAGCCCAAGGUGGCAACCAACACCCAAUGAAUUAUCCACAACAGCAAGGACCCCCUGGUGCUAGCGCGCAUCGCCCCCGUCCACCGCCUAACAUGUAUGCUGGUCCUAUUAUGCAGCCUCCUCCUCCGGCACUCUUGUUCCCCAACCAUCAGGAGCAACAACAACAACAACAACAACAACAACAGCACUUCUCACAGGACGGUACAAGUCAACCUGGCAGCGGAGUGUCAUACCCACCUGUGCCAACUGGCAUGAAUUCGUCACAUAGCCCACAGGCGUUGUUGCCGCCUGGAGACCGGAGUUCGCGGACGAGUGAAGUCUCGAGUGGAGGACAGAGUACGGCCUACGGCAGUGUUGCGACAACGGGAGCAGCACCAGCAGGGGAAUCCAGUUCGAAUAUCAGUUCUGCGCCUUCGACAAUUAUUACCGCUACUACUUCUGACCGAGCUGGUGUCUCGGGAGCAGCAAGUGGCGCCUCAGAGGAAGUAGACGAACUCCAGACCUUGGAAGUUACAAUGGGGCCUUAG
Linnemannia hyalina is the source of this 4443-nucleotide messenger RNA. Lineage: Eukaryota; Fungi; Mortierellomycota; Mortierellomycetes; Mortierellales; Mortierellaceae. The record is from the annotation of a GenBank genome assembly.